AUGGCCACUUCAACUCAUCCAAUAAUAAUUUCAUGCACCAACAACAUUUCCUUGUCCACCAAGUCUUCUUCUCCCCGUAACGUUUCCAGACCUUCCCAAAUCUUUCUCAACCCCAGCAGGGCAAUCAAGAUCCGGUCGGAGGGGCGUGAAAACCCGGACACGGACAGCCUCUCUUCGGCGAAACUUGACCGGAGAAACGUCCUUCUGGGCCUCGGCGGUCUCUACGCCGCCACCUCCAACCCCUUGGCCCUUGCCGACUAUAUCAAGGCCCCUGACAUUAACUCGUGUGGCACUGCUAUCAUUUCCAACACCCAAAAUAAAGAACCAGUGCCAUACUCUUGUUGCCCUCCCACCUUGGGUCCUUGUGUUCCCUAUAAGAUCCCCACAUUUUCAAAGCUUAACGUCAGGCCGGCUGCUCACGCCGUGGACGACGACUACUUGAACAAGUACAAGACCGCCAUUCAGAGAAUGAAGGAUCUUCCCGCCGAUGAUCCCCGAAACUUCUACCAGCAAGCUAACGUCCACUGCGCUUACUGCAAUGAAGCUUAUAAACUCAACGAUAAGCCCUAUCAGAUCCACUACACAUGGCUCUUCUUCCCUUUCCACAGAUGGUAUUUGUACUUCUAUGAAAGGAUCUUGCAAAGUCUGAUAGACGACCCAACAUUCACGUUGCCAUACUGGAACUGGGACAAUCCACAGGGCAUGAUUCUCCCGGAGAUCUUCGACGACGACGAGUCGUCGCCGCUGUACGACAAGUCCCGCAACCAGGACCACCGCAAGGGAUACGUGAUGGAUCUAGCAUACGCCGGCGAGGAAACAAAAGCCAGCGAGUUCCAAACGGUGAAAAACAAUCUCGCGGUUAUGUACCGCCAAAUGUUAACGAACGCGCCGUGUCCGUUGCUGUUCUUUGGCAAACCUCUUCGUAAUGAUAACGACUUUGAGCACUCCGGCAUGGGGACCAUCGAGAACGUCCCGCACAACUCUAUCCACCGAUGGGUGGGUGACCCCACAGAGGCUCAUCAUGAGGACAUGGGUAACUUCUAUUCCGCUGCUAAAGAUCCGGUGUUUUAUUGCCACCAUUCCAAUGUAGACCGCAUGUGGACCCUUUGGAAGACCCUCGGUGGCAACCGUAAGGAUAUCGCCGACCCCGAUUGGCUCCAAACUGAGUUCCUCUUCUAUGACGAAACCAAGACUCUCGUCAAGGUUAAGGUUGCAGAUUGUGUGGAUAACGAGAAGCUUGGCUACACUUUCCAGAAAAUGCCGACUCCAUGGGAGAACUUCAAACCCACCCGGAAAAGAAAGACAAAAUUGAGGAGCACUACCGCGUCAGUACCCCCAUCCACUACCGCUUUCCCGGUAAACUUGUGCAACAUUACAACGCUGUACGUGACGAGAGCGUCGACAUCGAAAACCGCGUCCCAGGAGGAGCUGCUAGAUCUGGACCUAGAGUACGACGACACGCAGUUUAUACGGUUCGAUGUGUUCGUGAACGAGGACUACGACGUGAAUACGGUGGAGCUGGACAGGGUGGAGUACGCCGGCAGUUUCUCCAACUUGGCACAUGUCCAUAAACCCCACAUCACUACUUCUUCAACCACAAAGACCACUUUUAGCCUGGCGAUAUCGGAGCUGCUUCAGGACUCCGGGCUGCAAGAUGACGACAAGAUUCUGGUGUGUCUCGUGCCAAGAGCUGGGGGUUGUUACCUCAACGUCAACAAGGCCUCUACCCAAAUUGUCGAUUGCUAAGAUCGAUCUAUCCUAUCCAUCAAUAUAAUAUAUUGAAUGCCUGCAUGUAUUAGAUGUAUAUAUGUAUCAGUGGCGCUACUUGAAAUAAGCUAAGGUGUUUAAUUGUUUGAUGUGAUAAUAAGUGCUCACUCCACAAAUUCUAUCAGUUCAGAGUGUGGACGGAGUCUCGGGGUCAGAAAUUUCGUCUUUGUGAGUAAGUAAUGUGUUAAUGCAUGUGUGUUAGUGGUUGGCAAUUGAGGUUUGCAAUCAAUAAUUGUAAUAUCUCCUUUACGUUGUAAUAAAAAAGUGUUUUUCUUGUUG
Molecule: messenger RNA, 2046 nt
Organism: Ipomoea triloba (trilobed morning glory)
Lineage: Eukaryota; Viridiplantae; Streptophyta; Magnoliopsida; Solanales; Convolvulaceae
Product: catechol oxidase B, chloroplastic-like
Exons: 3
Coding region: 1-1746 (581 amino acids)
Biological process (GO): pigment biosynthetic process
Molecular function (GO): catechol oxidase activity
Source: RefSeq, a predicted model, not a curated record